This is a messenger RNA of Dioscorea cayenensis subsp. rotundata (Guinea yam), 5425 nucleotides long. RefSeq lists its product as uncharacterized. NCBI's taxonomy places the organism in Eukaryota, Viridiplantae, Streptophyta, Magnoliopsida, Dioscoreales, Dioscoreaceae. The record is from RefSeq and is a predicted model, not a curated record. The transcript is spliced from 8 exons. The coding region runs from base 242 to 4936 and encodes 1564 amino acids. Gene Ontology annotation, biological process: RNA processing. Gene Ontology annotation, molecular function: metal ion binding; RNA binding.
UCUCUCAACUCUCACCAACGAAAACGCAAGGAAUUGAAAAAGGAAUUAUUAUUAUUAUUUUUUCUCCUAAAAGAAGCAUCUUUCUCUGUUCCGCGCUAGGGUUUAUCCCGUUCAUCGGAAGCAAGAGAUCGAACUCGAACCCUAGAAACCUUAUUUGGAAUCGUGUGUUGGUUGCUCGUACGGGAAAUCGUCCAUAGAGGAAGCUUUGUGAGUAACUGGAAGAAGGAAUAAUUCGAGUGAGAUGUAUGGGCAGGGGAACUUCACGUUCCGCCCUGCGCCUCCUGCUCCUUUGCCUCCUUACCCGCAGGUUUCUCCUGUCCCAGGGGCCCCUUUCCAUCAAGCUCCUCCAGCCCCUGCCACAGCCCCACCCCCACCAUUGAUACACCAAAGCCUGCCAUGUCCACCACCUCCUCAAGCGCCAAUUGGUCCCCUUCCUGUGGCUUAUCAGCAUUCACUACUUGCUCCACAACCAACUCACCUUUCAACCUCUUUGCCGGUGAAUAUGAGUCAACAUCACAUGAACCCGCCUCAGAUUAUUCAUGGACAUACUCCGAUUGUUCCCCCUUUCCCCCAUGUAAGCUCUUCAUAUCCCCCAACAAUGCCAAACCAGAAUGUCCAUUAUGCAAUGCAGCCGAUGACUUCUUCUAGGGUGCCACCACCACCAUUGGCUUCCUCACAAGGACAAAUACUUUAUAGGCCUCCUCAACUGCCCUCUCCUGGAAUUCAGCAUUUGUCUACCCCGCCACCCCCACUACCUCCCAAUUUUGGCCCAGUUACGCAUUCCAACUUAACAUUUUUCUCUCAGAACCCUGUUGGGGAUGCCCAUGCGCCUUCAUCUUUGCUGCCACCACCUCCACCUCCUCCCUCUUCUCCGCCACCUCUACCUCCAUCACCACCACCGCCAUCAUCACCAAGAGCAAAUGUACUUCCCAUUGUUUCAGAGCCUCUGCCAAAGGCUUCUCCAGAGAAGCCAUUGCAAUGUGAUGUUGGUGAUGGUCUGCUUGAGUCUGCAUGUCUAACUGAUGAUAAAAGUAAAGUUGAAAAGAGAUUAUCUCUGGUGGGAGAAGAAGCAUCUGGAAGUUUUCCCUCAACUCCACCAAGGCCAGCUGACGCAGAAACUGUCAAGAUCAUUGAUGUUCUAUGCCAGUUUAUUGCAAAGGUUGGGCCUAGUUUUGAAAUCGAGGCUCGUGAGAAAGAGGCUAACAAUCCCCGGUUUUCCUUCUUGUUUGGAGGUGAACCUGGAAGUGCUGCAGCCAUUGGUCAUGAAUAUUUCCAGUGGAUGAAGAGGAAAUAUUGCACACGACCGUCGAAUGAGCAAGUUUCUGCUUCAUUUAGUGAUAAUUCAUUUAACAAGGGAGCUAUUUUACCUGCUGACUCAGAUAUGGAUAUGGAAGAUGAUGUAAGCCAGCCUGAGGUGGACCAGAAACUUGGCCGAUUAAAUAAAGCAUCAGCUCGAGAGUCUGUUGCUGCUGGCAGUGUUGUCCCUAUUGGAGAUGAAUCUAACAGUGCACCCAAAUGUGCAAGAGAGGGCCUGAAACAGGAGAUUGCUAUUCCUAACAAUCCAUCAUGUUCGGGAACAUCACUGGUGCUUCAGCGUGACCAAGAUGAAGACAAUUCUCCAUUCAUUGAAGAUCUUAGCCCAGUCAGGAUGGCACCUUACACUGCUGAAUGUGGUAGACUAGUGACUGGAGAAUCAAAUCAAGUGCUCGAUGUUUCACCUGCUGAAGCAGCUGGCAAAAUGGGGGAAGUUCAAAGGUUUCAUAUUGAAGAUGGAAGCUCAUUCAAGCUUAUACAAGGUUAUGCUUCUGAGGAAAGCAGUGAAGAAGAUGAGAGAAAGCAUCCUGCAGAUGUUACCCUUGCUAGGGUUAGCUCAACAAAUGAAGUGGGUAUUUCAGGUUCCCAUCAAGUGUUGGCAAAAGAAAGUGUAUAUUGUAAAAAUUCAUUCCAGCAGUCCUCUUCAAGCGGCAGUAUGCAUAACAGUUCACCUGAUCCGAGAAGUGCUAUUAUUCAAGGUUUUUCUGGUCAAGAUGAAAAAUAUGCACCUGAAAGGACCGGAAUUGUUAAUCCUCCUCAGAAGAAUGAUAACAAUGCUGGUGACAGUCUUGGUCAGAAGCCCGAAUCUGCAAAGGUUGUAAAGAAGGAUGAUUUCCCAUUGGAAGUUGAUGAAUUUGGACGAUUGGUGAGGAAGGCUGAGAGUGACACUGAUUCUGAUGGGAAGCAGUAUGGUAAGGUUCGUGGUAAAAGGAGAAGGCAAAAGCGUAGUCGGUCACCUCAAGAAAAUAGAUGGAGACAGAGGAGUUGCAGUCCAAGGAGGGGGAACAAACGAAGGCGAUCUCGCAGGAGCAGGAGCAGGAGCAAAUCUCCUUCCACCCGACAAGAGAAGGCUCAACCUCGAGAGUGUUUUAACUAUAUCAGGGGUAGAUGUUUUCGUGGAGGAUCCUGUCGGUUUUCCCAUUCUGGUUCUGUUCGGGAUAGGAGCAGGCAACAGGAAUUUGGAGAUCGCCCUCAGGAAACUGCAGACCAUAAUGCCUCAAAUGAUGGUUCGUAUUCUGAAAGUAGCAACCAGAUCAAGCUUCCUGUAAGAAAAUUGGAUGCUGAUAAGUGGAUCAGUGCCCCUGGGGAGGAGGCAAAGGAUGCAGAAAGCUGUCAGGAGCGUUCUUUGGCCGGAAUCAAGUCUGUUAGGGAUGAAGCAAUGGGUGAUGGGCUUCGCCAGACCCUUGUGACUGUUGACGAACCUCGGAGUGCAUGCGUCCCUGAACAAAGGUCUCAUGAACCAUGUGUCCUUCAAGAACUCCAGGAACGUAAUGCGUAUAGUAUUGAGGAGGCAAAGAAAAUUCAGCCAGCAGUUCAGUCUAGUCAGCCUCAACAAUAUGAUUGCUUGCCAAUUCAGUCGUCACCUGCUGGCAACAAUCGAUCUUUGCAUGAUGAGACUCCAGAACCUGAUUCCAGUGAUGUUAGGGCUUCUCAUCAUUCUCAAGCUGGCUCUGCUUGUGGCAAAACUAUUGAAUCACAGACAGCUCAGUCAUGCCCAAAUCAAAGUUCUAUGGACCAGCUGCAUCCUAUUCAACCUCAGCCUCCACAAGACUUAACACCUUCAAGAUUUUUGGCAUCAAGUGUUCCCUUGCCGUCUCAGCAAUCGCUGUCUGCACAUGCGGAACUCCCUAAGCUCCAUCACCUUAAUGAUCCAAGUGCACCAUUUUCGACGCAUCAUUCAGAAAACCUUAUGCCACCAGCCACAAGUUCUGAUUCUCAUUACGUCUCUAAUGAUAAGUUUACUUCCUUGAGGCCUCCUAUGCCAAGUGACUACCAUUCACAUAGAGGGCCUGUGAAUUCUGCUUGGUCUAAUGUUACUCCACUUCCACCACCACCUCCUCCACCUUCACAUGUGCAUGGGCUACCCCCCAGACCUAGUUUGCCUGCUGGAGGUUACUCCUCACAGAUGCAGCCCCAUAUCUUUCCCCCGGCAAAUGAAUUUAGUACGACAUCUACAGUCAAAUCUAAUUCGCCUGGAGAGGUAAUUCAUCCUCAAGGAACUGAUCACCAUCAAUCUUUCCAUUCAGCGGGGUCAUCUCAUUAUCUGCCUCCUGUGGAUGAUGCCUGGGGAAGACCUUCAACUGUUGGACUUCAGCAGAAUCAGCCACCUAAUAGAGAAGAGCAGUUUUCACACCAUGGAGCUCCUGAAGUCAGUUUAGAUGCUCAGGGGGACCCUCGUAUUGGUCUUCAAUCCUUCCCUCCUGAAGAUCGCGGUACAUUUUCUGGCCUGGGUUUGACUUCCUCCACAUCAUUUCCUCCUGUCAAUAUUAUACAGCCACAGCCCCGAAUUUUCUUUGGAGAUCAUGGGCCUCCAGUUUUCUCAAGGGAAGAAUUUCUCAAUCCUGUGAGAAGCUCAUUGUAUUCUCAUUAUCCAGCAGAACAUAAUGAGAAUCACCCUUCCAAUGCAGAUUUUCAUCCAAAGCUUGAUCCUUCUUUUCAAAGAUUCCCAUCAGUUUUCCAUGAGAAAAUUUUGCCGCCCCACCUGCAUGAUCCUUUAAUGCCUAAAAUCUCUCGAUCAACCCAUUACAACCCUUUUGCAUCUACUUUUGACCAGCCGCAUACAAGUUUAAAGAUUGGUUCCAGUGUUUCCAUGCAAGAAAGGGAUGCUGCCUACAAAACUAGAUAUGAUCUAUCCUUCAGUUCAGGUCAUUUUCUAGCUGGUGAGCUUGGAUCAAGAAUGACUGCUACAUUGGGAGACUCAUCUAUUCAUACUUACAAGCAAGAAACUUCUGUGGAAUUGCUAUCUAGUGUUCAGAAGCAAUCUGUUAAGGAUCCAGCAGCUGGUGACCCGUAUGAUCCCCUAUCUGACAGUAUUGAGCCAUCUUCUACCAUGUUCAGGGUUUCCAAUCAUGCUCAUGAACAAAACUCAGUUAUCGAUAAUCUCAGUAGCUUGCCUAGGGUUGCCAACAUGGAAGAGGAUGGAAGGCAGAAUGCUGGACUGGCUCCCAUGCACAAGUUGGAUGUUGAUGAACUUGGUGAAGUAGCAACAGAAGCAGAAGGUGGUGCUGUGGAGAAUGGUAGCCCUCAACCAGGAUAUGACAGAGACUGGAGCUCAGGCUUUCCUACUGGUGCGCAGAAUGCAGCUGCAGGUGAGAUUGAAAUUGAUCAGAUCCAAUCACCUGGAACAAGCAAAAAGAGCAAGGACUCAAGGUCAAUGAAGCUCUUCAAGGUUACACUUGCGGAUUUUGUGAAGGAAGUUCUUAAACCAUCUUGGCGGCAGGGUAACAUGAGCAAAGAGGCUUUUAAAACCAUUGUGAAAAAAACAGUGGAUAAGGUUUCUGGAGCAAUGGCAGGCCAUCAGAUACCCAAAUCACAAGCAAAGAUCAAUCAUUAUAUUGAGUCAUCUCGAAAAAAAUUGACUAAACUGGUCAUGGGUUAUGUUGAAAAAUAUGUCAAGGCAUAGAUGAUCAGGUGAUGAUUCUAAGGAGACUUCAAUUUUCUCCGUUUGUUCUGCACAGUGGGUUUUUCCUUAAUUGGAAGACUGGAAGAGCAUUCAGCAAGAGAACUUGUUCUGCUUGAUGUUGCACACUUCAGGAAAGUGUCUUUACAUUAUCAGGGAACCGAAUUAAGAUCAAGUACCGGCCAAGUUCUUAUGCCGAAAAUCAAUUCGUAAUAUUAGGACGACGGAUAGUACGCGACAAAAUGAAGAAAAGUCGAAACAAAGAAAGGUGAGAAUGGAAACAAGCUCUUCCCCCACAAGUUGGUGCAAACAAUGUUAUCUUCUUUUAUAGGUCCUCAGUUUGUCCAUCAUCUUUGAUGCACUGGAUACUUGAUGCUACUUUUAUUGUAACUAAAAACUUUCUUGUAUAAUCUCUUAUUUGAACUAUAUCAGUAACUAAUUCUGUGUAAAUGGUUUUAAUUUUAUGUUAUAUUAUUUCUUUUGCUGACUCAA